This is a messenger RNA of Lolium rigidum, 975 nucleotides long. RefSeq names its product rho GDP-dissociation inhibitor 1-like. Bases 183 to 818 code for a protein of 211 amino acids. The transcript is spliced from 5 exons. Lineage: Eukaryota; Viridiplantae; Streptophyta; Magnoliopsida; Poales; Poaceae. Gene Ontology annotation, molecular function: Rho GDP-dissociation inhibitor activity; protein binding. The record is from RefSeq and is a predicted model, not a curated record. Gene Ontology annotation, cellular component: membrane; cytoplasm; cytosol. Gene Ontology annotation, biological process: Rho protein signal transduction.
GAGCGCAGCGCAGGGCGCCCGCUUCUUCCCGCUCCUCCGAUCGCCGCCGUUAACUACCCACCCUUCUCCUCCCUUACCUUGCCUUCCCGUGCCAGAGACAGCAGCAGGAGGAGGAGCUAGCCUCGCGCGGGAGACGUGUGCGGUGCUUUGCGAGCGCCGUGGCCUCUGCCUUGCCGCCGGCCAUGGACGACCACAAGGAGAAGGAGAAGGAGCACACCGGCGGCAACCCCGACGUGCCCGAGGAGGAGGAGGAGGACGAGGAGGCCAAGCGCGCCGUACUGCUCGGACCCCAGGUGCCCCUCAAGGAGCAGCUCGAGCUCGACAAGGAUGAUGAGAGCCUGAGGAGGUGGAAGGAGCAACUCCUGGGGCAGGUUGACACACAGAACCUUGGAGAGACUGCGGAGCCGGAGGUGAAGGUGCUGAACCUCACCAUCCUGUCGCCCGAUCGGCCCGACCUGGUCCUGCCCAUCCCCUUCGUCGCUGAUGACAAGGGCUACGCAUUCGCCCUCAAGGACGGCAGCACCUACAGCUUCCGCUUCGAAUUCAUCGUCUCCAACAACAUUGUGUCUGGGCUCAAGUACACCAACACCGUCUGGAAGACUGGAGUAAGAGUGGAGAACCAGAAGAUGAUGCUGGGGACAUUCAGUCCCCAGGCAGAACCUUACACAUAUGCGGGUGAAGAAGAAACCACCCCUGCUGGCAUGUUUGCAAGAGGCUCCUAUUCUGCUAAAUUAAAGUUUGUUGAUGAUGAUGGCAAGGUCUACUUGGAGAUGAGUUACUACUUUGAGAUUAGGAAGGACUGGCCAACCUUCCAAUGAUGUGGAAACAAGGCACCACCAUGCAUGUUAGCUCAUAGCUAAGCCAAAGGCAGAUUGCGCUGUCACUUCUAGAAACAAUUAUUCCUGCACCAUCGUCGUCGUUAACCACCUUUUUCGAAUUUCCUUCGAGCUUAAUUAAUUCCACUCUCUUUUUUCC